AUGUCAAUCAAUUUAGAACUUCUUUUUGAUUUCAAAUCUCAAGAUAAAUUCGAUAUCCAUCCUCGACCAUCCAACUAUACAAAUUUUAUGGAAGAAUGGUUAAAAUCGAUUAAUUUAUCAAAAUACUAUCCUAAUUUUAAAUUGGCAGGUUAUGAUAACUUUGCUUAUUUAAUAUAUCAAGAAUAAAGUCAAUACAAAUUAACAAGUUAAGAUUUUAAAGACUGUUUUUUAUUGAAAGUGAAAACGUUAGAUAAUUACUAAUUGCUCAUAUAACCAUUAGUAUUUACAAAUCUUAUUUUUAUUAGUUUGUGAUAAAAUGA
Messenger RNA from Paramecium sonneborni, 320 nucleotides. NCBI's taxonomy places the organism in Eukaryota, Ciliophora, Oligohymenophorea, Peniculida, Parameciidae. The record is from the annotation of a GenBank genome assembly.